GUUAUCUGAUAUUGAUACUUUCAUAAUCAAGUCAAGUGAAUUAGAGAGUCUAUCCUUGAUCGGUAUUUAUCAAUCGUGUGAGUUUGUGGUCUCCGCACCAAAGCUUUCAUUGAUGGUUACUGCUUCUUUGUGUGCAGAAACGCAAGUAGGAGAUUUCUCCUCUUUGUUUGACGUUCCUUCUUCUCCCCCGCAUGACACAGCUGCGGAUGCGGGGGUUAAUAAAGAAUUUACCGGUCCUUUUGUCAAGGUGGCGAGUGAGCCCUCUGUGGGGGUAGAGGAUACUGGGAGGAAAGGCGUGGCUCAUAUCUUUGACACGGUUGAUUCCUCCGACAACCUUAUCUCCCCGAACGAGACCGAUGACCUGAACCUAAAUUUUUCGGAUGUUGAUAAGCAAAAGACUGAUGCUGAAAAGCACAAGACUCCUGUUGCCGAGAAGGCUUCUGGUUCCGCUUCUGGGGGUGCGGGUUUUGAAGGGCCUCCGAUUCAGCCUGGAGAGUCUGAACUGGAGUACUACUACCGCACCUAUACGCAGGAUCGGAGUACGAGCUACCACCGACCCCCUGGAGUGUUAUGCAGGGGGAUGACAUUUCAAGUGAUCCUUCUGCUUGCAAGGAGAUUUUGGGUGGCCUGGGCACUCCGUUUGAAGUUGGCCGUGCCCGUGUUGUGCCCCGUAAGCUCCGUGUCAACCAACUCUCUUCCAUGCUUGUGGGGAGUUCCAUAGUGGCGAAUGCCAUUAUGGAAGACUACAAGGUGCUGGGACGCAAGGAGGAGGAAACUGCUCACUUGCGGGUUGAGGCAGAAGAGUUGGUGAAGGCUGCUCGUGAGGGUGCAAAGCGACUGGAGAGGGAGAAGGCUGCCUUUGAAAAGCAUAAGCAAACUGAAGAGUGGGCUGCCACUGCUGAGCUUAAACAGGUUCGUACUCUUGCCAAGUUGCUUUCUGAUGAGCGCAAGAGUUGGAAAGAAACCCUUUCUAAUGAGCGCAAGACAUGGAAAGAAUCUUGGGCCAAACAGAAUAAAAACCUGUUUCGUGUUCGUCAGGAGUUGGCCAAUGUCAAGGCAGCAAAUGCUGCGUUGGUUAAAGAGAAGGCCGCGGCUGAGGCGGCCGUUGGUAAGGCCAGGGAGGCGGAGGCCCGGGUUGCAAAGGCUCUUGAAGAGGCUAAGGAGAUGGGGGCCCGUGCUGCCAAGGCCCUUGAAGAAGCAAAUGCUGAUCGCUCCCUUUUAAACACAACCGUUGGAAGCCUCCAGGCUGAAGUGCAGACUCGCGAAGCCAUGCUUGCGGAGGUUACUGCCCGCGCGACUGAGGCUGAAAGGCAGGCUAGCGAGGCUGCUGAGGCUAGAGAUAGCCUUACUUCUUCAUUCAAUCAGCUUGAAACCGACCGUGAGUGGAUGCGGUGUCACGGUAUUGGGCAUGUAAGUAUCUGA
Molecule: messenger RNA, 1422 nt
Organism: Helianthus annuus (common sunflower)
Lineage: Eukaryota; Viridiplantae; Streptophyta; Magnoliopsida; Asterales; Asteraceae
Product: translation initiation factor IF-2-like
Exons: 2
Coding region: 571-1422 (283 amino acids)
Source: RefSeq, a predicted model, not a curated record